Messenger RNA from Trichomonas vaginalis G3, 660 nucleotides. RefSeq lists its product as uncharacterized. The coding region runs from base 1 to 660 and encodes 219 amino acids. The transcript has a single exon. NCBI's taxonomy places the organism in Eukaryota, Parabasalia, Trichomonadida, Trichomonadidae. The record is from RefSeq and is a predicted model, not a curated record.
AUGCUACCAUUACUUGCAUUCCGCACAGCAUACAAUGCAGAUGAUGAUAACAUCGGGCUCCCAAUACCAACAAAGUUAGGACUCUUACGUAUUGGCAUUGAUAGAAACUCAGCCGAAGAGUCUGAUGACGAUAAUUGGCAUCUUGACUUUUCAAAAAGCGAUGCAUUUAAACACUUCGCCAUUGAUUACCAUAGCAAUGAUGAAGAAGAUGAUGACAACUGGUAUGUUGGCCUUUCAUACCAUUCACCAUGGGGUAAAUUCUCCAUUGGAUACCAUAGCAACGACGAAGAAGACGACGAAAACAUAAGAAUUUGGGCAGACUUAGCCACAAAGAUUGGCCGCUUUGGAUUCGAGUACCAUAAUGCCGCCGAAGAAGACGACGACAACAUCCACUGGACAUGGGGCCCAGUCGACUUCGAUCUCGAGCUCAAUGAAGACAAGAAGGUCAGAGCUAAGAAGCCUGUCCGCAUUAACAAAGAGUUAUUGAAGCGCUGGAUAAUGAAGCAUGGCCGCCGUUCAUUCCCACGCAUGUACAAGAAGCAUGCUUUACCAAAGUUCGCUGCUAAGAAACUUGUAACUCCAAAGACAAAUGGAUGGAUUAAUCCACCAUGGUUCGAAAACUGGGCAAGAGCUUAUUUGCCAAUAUUUAAAUAUUUAUAA